GUGACACACGUCAACAAUUCAUCCAUCUGGAGAUCAGGUACGCGCACCAUUCACGCAAGCCUUCCUCGUCCGCGGCUGCUUGGUUCUGCUAUGUUUGAUGCAUCGCGGCUGGGACGUCAAAUGCGGUGUGCGACGGGCAAAUGUUGGGAGCUUGUGGCCUUGCGAUCACGGCCGCGAUCGCGGCGCAAUGCCUGCGGGUUUCCUCCUUCCCACCUUACGGCAUGACGUCGAAGCGCGCACAAACACAUCCUUCACCGCAUCCGAUCCCGUCACCUCGCUUCGAAGCAACAGACAUGGAUCUGGCUGACAUGUGUAGAAUAGAGGCCCAACUCGACAGGCUAAAAUCAACAAGCACUGCUUGCGAUCGGGAGAAAUCCAGCAAAUAUUAGUGGCCAUCACCUAUCCUGUCAAACGUCUGGAUUCUGGCACAACAAGCCGUGAUCGAGUUUAACGCAUUAUUGCGACACACUGCGCUUGCACCGCCACGGCCCGCGCUGCGUCAC
Molecule: messenger RNA, 503 nt
Organism: Dissoconium aciculare CBS 342.82
Lineage: Eukaryota; Fungi; Ascomycota; Dothideomycetes; Mycosphaerellales; Dissoconiaceae
Exons: 2
Coding region: 141-389 (82 amino acids)
Source: RefSeq, a predicted model, not a curated record